AUGCCGAAACACACUCGCGCUCCCAGCAACCCCCAGAACCGCUACAAUCCUGGUCUUCCUGUUUCUCUUGCUCCUUCUCCUCUGUAUAACCAGCACCGGAUGACCAUGCCAUCCACAUACUACAACAUCCCUACUACUACUACCUCCUCCAUGGCCCUUCAGACCCAGGCCCAGCAGCCCACCUACGAGUCCUACACGAGCACAGCGCCGACUGUGUCGGUGCCCCCUCCGGUGCAGCACCGAGCGAGCUCGGGAGCAUGGACUCCUCAGGACGACCAGCAGCUGCUCACGGCGAGGAUGCAAGGCCUCAACUGGGGCCAGAUCCAGGCCAACUACUUUCCCACAAAGACCCCCAAUGCUUGCCGCAAGCGUCACGAGCGGUUGAUGGAGCGCAAGGGCGCUGAUGACUGGGAUAACCUGAAGCUCCAACGGCUGGCCAAGGAGUACAUGGCCAUGAGGAAGGAGAUUUGGAGUGGACUCGCCGCUCGAACAGGCGAGAAGUGGAAUGUUGUUGAGGCCAAGUGCAUGUCUAAUGGCCUCAAGAAUCUUCAAAGCGCCGCCCGCGCCGCUGCUCGCCGCGACCGUCUCGAGUCCGGCGCUCUCUCAGGGUAUGACGACGACAGCGGCAUCUCCGGCAUGGGCCUGACACCCGUUGACGAACUAGACGCAUCCUAUAGCAGCCCCGAGACAACCUCAUCGGUCGUGCACUCGGUGCCCGCCUCGGCCACCGCCUCGUUCCACCAGCUGCAGUCGCAGGCCCAGAUGGCGGCGCUCGGCAACGCCCAGUACGGCAUGGCAGCCGCAGCCGCCGCCGCGUACGGAGGCGGCUACGGGGGACACGGGUACUCGUCGAGCGUGAGCUCCAGUGCCAGCGCCGGCCAUGGGUAUGCAGCUCAUGCUGGGAAUGGGCACAGCCAGGGCAACAGCCCGCAGCAGUAUUUGACGACACAACGACCCCAGAGCUCAGAUAUGGGCAUUGGGAAUCUCAUCAACCGACCACGAGCCAAUAUCUAA
Fusarium keratoplasticum is the source of this 1014-nucleotide messenger RNA. RefSeq names its product Myb-like domain-containing protein. Bases 1 to 1014 code for a protein of 337 amino acids. The transcript is spliced from 2 exons. NCBI's taxonomy places the organism in Eukaryota, Fungi, Ascomycota, Sordariomycetes, Hypocreales, Nectriaceae. The record is from RefSeq and is a predicted model, not a curated record.